CACUGCUGGGCACUGACUGGCGGCACUGACUGGCACAGCCCCUGGGCACUGACUGGUGGCACUGACUGGCAGCACUGCUGGGCUGCACUGGUGGGUGGCACUGGUGGGCAGCACUGGUGGGUGGGCACAGGUGGGUGGCACUGGUGGGCACAGGUAGGUGGCACUUCUGGGCACAGGUGGGUGCACUGCUGGGCACAGGUGGGUGAUCUGCUGGGCACAGGUGGGCGGAGCUAGUGGGCGCACUGCUGGGCACAGGUGGGCGGAACUUGCGGGUGGCACUGCUGGGCACCAAUCAUCAGGGCACUGAUCAUCAGUGCCCUGAUGAUCGGUGCCGAUCCCCGCUCUGACAACUGCCGGUUCUCGGCAGUACUUUCCUCACGAUCUGACAGCGUGAGGAAAGUGCAGCCGAGAACCGGCACUUGCAU
This is a messenger RNA of Staurois parvus, 425 nucleotides long. The record is from the annotation of a GenBank genome assembly. Lineage: Eukaryota; Metazoa; Chordata; Amphibia; Anura; Ranidae.